Messenger RNA from Talaromyces proteolyticus, 1010 nucleotides. RefSeq lists its product as uncharacterized. The transcript has a single exon. NCBI's taxonomy places the organism in Eukaryota, Fungi, Ascomycota, Eurotiomycetes, Eurotiales, Trichocomaceae. The record is from RefSeq and is a predicted model, not a curated record. Bases 403 to 918 code for a protein of 171 amino acids.
CGAUUCCCCAAAAGCCUAGCUAACGCUGUUUAGCCUCUUGAAAGCCAAUGUUCACAAGCUAUGCUUGGCGACGUGGCUGACACGGCUGACAACUGACAGGUCGGCCAUUGGUUGUCCCGAGCUGCACCAUACGGCCGAGCUUCGUAUAGGAGGAUUGGCUCGAACUUUAAACCGUGCAUGGAUCAUUAUCUCAUUAUUAUUUCCUGGGUCAACUCAGAGUAUAAAAGACUGCCAGGCAGGUCGCACAUUAUCACCUUCAUCAAAUCUCGCCAACAUCAAUCCUGCUACAGUUGAAAACCAGACAAGACCGUUACAAUUUAUUAAUUAAUCAGUUAUCAAUUAUCAACUAUUGUUAUUCUAAAACUACACCAAUCACGCUCCUCCCAUACAUAUUGAUACAAAAUGGAAGCCCUCCAAAGCCCAAUUACCCUACAGGCUGCAAAACUAGCCUCCAUCUCCGCCUCUCUCUUGGCCUCAGGCAUCUUCUUCAGCAGCUCCAACCUCGUUAUCCCACUUCUGAGCAAGCUAGACCAUCAGCGCGUAACCCCCGGCGCAUUCGCAGACUUUUACCACGCGGGUCUUCGAGUUGUCGUGCCCCUCACGAUCGUCGGCUCUGCGUCUUCUGCGGUCGUCGCUUUUCUAUCAAAAGACAAAACUGAGCGCCUGGUCUGGAGCACCGCGGCGGUCGCGACAUUUGCCGUUCUACCCUGGACCAGGCUCGGUAUGUGGCAAACGAUCAACACCUUGUUGAAGAUUGCGGAUGAGACGGGUAGUGGUGCGGGAGUUGUGAGUGAGAAGGAGAAGAAGGUGGUUGUGCAGGGAUUGUUGACGCGAUGGAAGACGAUGAAUUAUGCUCGGAGCGCAUUCACUUUGGUUGGUGGGCUCAUUGCAGGGUGGAAAGUUGUUUCUGGUAUCUGAGUUUUGUAUCAAUUCUAGUUACGAAGGUUAUGAAGGUAUUGGAGAUGGUAUGAUUGAUGAUUAUAACAGCUUUAAUUUUAUUAGAAUCUUAU